Messenger RNA from Aethina tumida (small hive beetle), 2637 nucleotides. RefSeq names its product DNA-binding protein D-ETS-4 (gene Ets98B). Gene Ontology annotation, cellular component: nucleus. Gene Ontology annotation, biological process: cell differentiation; regulation of transcription by RNA polymerase II. The transcript has 5 exons. The record is from RefSeq and is a predicted model, not a curated record. Gene Ontology annotation, molecular function: sequence-specific DNA binding; DNA-binding transcription factor activity, RNA polymerase II-specific. Lineage: Eukaryota; Metazoa; Arthropoda; Insecta; Coleoptera; Nitidulidae. Bases 250 to 1923 code for a protein of 557 amino acids.
CACUUGUUUCUUGUCGGGCCCCACGACUCUAAGUAGGCCGCGACUUUAGAAAGACCAGUACCAAACCAUUGAGUGUCGAACAGUCGGAUGGUGCGCAUCACGCAGUAUCAGCCACCAUUUUUUUUGCACGUAUUUUACCAGCAGGAAUUCGACUUUUGUGCGUUUUAAUGAGGAACCAUAUUGACUGGUUGUGACUUUUUGAUUACGAGAGAUAGUGCGACUGUGAAAACGACCUGCUGACGUUUGGAAAUGGUACUGCUCAACAGGAAUACGGAGAUGGACGAGACAAUGCCACAAACGGUACCAUCGGCCGGUUUCACGCCUCCAUGCGACUACAGCACCUUCGCCGAGAACUUUGACUUGUCGCUCUUGCCCUGUGUGUCGCCCUCCACACAGUUCUACAAUCAGGUCGAGGUGGAGAAGCCGAAGAUCUUCGCCAGUUUCCAUCAAGGCGUCAAAAACCCAGAACUGAGCCCUGACAUACCGAAACUGUUGCUUCCCGAGGACAAAAGCGUCACGAACAUUUAUCUGGAGGUGCCGCAGAAUUAUCCGAACUCACCUGGCAGUUUGUCUCCCUAUUCUCCACACAGUCAGGGGUUGCUGUCGCCGAACGAUCAAUUCUCGGCCUACAGACAAUCUGAGGUUAAUUAUUAUCCCAGCAGUCCGGAGCUAUCUUUGUACACGCCAUCCCCGAAUUCAAUAUAUUCCCGUUCCCCCUGCGCCGGGGAAGAUUACCUGCAGAACGGCUACAAGGAGAGCACGUCGCCUUUGCCGUCGUUCUCGCCGUUCCAGAUCAAAGAAGAGAACUACCUAUCGCCGUGCAGCUUCUCCUCGCCCACCAGUCCCGGGAACUACACCAAUCUAUCAUCGCCGGAACAACAAAUCAACUUGAAGUCGGAAAACCCGGAUGUGCUCCUGUUAGAGAACAAUGCGCUGGAAAAACAAAUAAAACAGGAAAACACCGACUUCUCGAACAUACUGCAGGCAUACAACCAAACAGACACGUUCCGGCAACUCAUCGAGGAGGACCUCAAGAAGACGGAGCACCAGAUUGUGCCGGAGAAGCCGCGCGACCAUCAGCUCCUGCGGGAGGUGCUCAAGGACACCACGUUCCAGAAGAAGUACAACAUCAGGCCCUUCGACCUGGGCUUCAUGAACGGGCAGGACAUCAAAAUGGAGGAGCAGGACGAGAAUGUGGAGGGCGAUUUGAUGAGGAGUUGCAACGAGCAGUUGGCCCGGGAGCCUGUGCUGAACAUGGUAAUCGAGGAGGUCAGGAAGGAUGUCGGACGUACGUGUGCUGCUUUGGGAAUCUCUCCUGACCCCCAAAAGUGGUCGACGGCGAACGUUUUGUCUUGGCUGAAGUGGACUUCCAGCCAGUCGAACCUCCCGGAGCCGUCCGUAGACCAGUGGGACAUUUCGGGCUUCGAUUUGGUGAACAUGCCCGAGGCGGAAUUCACCCGAAGAUCACCACAGGCUGGGGAAAUUUUGCACGCACAGCUUGAGAUCUGGAAGGCCGCUUAUUCGGAGGAAACGUGGCUUCCUGAGACCGCAUCCAGUAACGCCUCCAGUGGAGACAUGUCGGAUGAAGAAGACGAAGACUCUUCCUCGAAACCCGACGCGAAACCGUCAACGUCCCGAAGCGGCGGCUCCCACAUCCACCUCUGGCAGUUCCUGAAGGAGCUGCUCGCGUCCCCCCAGUUACACGGCUCGUGUAUCCGGUGGCUGGAUCGCACCAAGGGCAUAUUCAAAAUCGAAGACUCGGUCAAAGUGGCCCGUUUGUGGGGCAAAAGGAAGAACAGGCCGGCCAUGAACUACGACAAGCUCAGCAGAUCGAUACGGCAGUACUACAAGAAGGGUAUUAUGAAAAAGACCGAACGAUCGCAAAGAUUGGUCUAUCAAUUCUGUCAUCCGUACAACCUUUAAGUUGGGGGAUGUACAUACGGGGUUGGUUAGGGUUGAGGUGUAGGUUAAUCGGCGCGUCGCCUUGAAGUUAUCAGGGUGGCCAGUUAAGUUAAUACUCGUCUGGUAGGGUAUUACUACAGACGAGAUAUGCCAGUUAGGCAUUAAGACGAGUUAUUUUUCACGGAAGGUAAUUUCCUGUUUAGUUUUAUAACUUAAGUUGAAGUUUGCCGUGGAGUAGAGACGAUUUCCGGGAUCUGGAAUUGAGCUGUACGUUUCUGGGUGGAGUCUGAGCUCGGGCUUUUGCUCUGGUGCUCGACUCUUGAAACGACGCCUUUUCCGUGGAGGUCUUUUAGGAAUAUCGUUUCGAAAAACGGUGAUUUUGGUCCCAUAUAUCUAUGAUAUAUUAAGCUUGUAAGUUCUAUGAACGAAUACGAUUUUAAUGUUACAAAAAAGUUUGUUAAGUAAUAACAAUCAUAUUGUUAAGUGGGGUGAACUUUGAAGGGGAUUUUAUUUGUAAAAUUUUGUACUGAAAGAACCAAAAUUUAAUACUCUAAAUGUUUUGUAUAUAGGUUUAAUUUUAUUGAUAAGUCAGUUAUAUUUAAUAUUAUUUAUGUCUUGUUUUAUCAUUUCUCUUAAGUUAUUAUUUAUUGAGUUUAUGCAAUAGAAGCUUUAUAUUAUUCAUCAAGUAUUUAUACAUAUAUUUAUUUUUUUAAUAAAAGUUAGUUUAAACGUAAA